GUUUUUUGGCACCGGAAGCGAUAUAGUUUGAACAUCCGACUAAGUAUAUAAAAUAGUAAACAAGCGCAUGUAUUGACGAUGUCGUGUAAAGAUUUUAGUUCAAUGUUUAUUAGAAUGUUUGGGUCAUUUUUAUAUUUAAUUCUGUUUUAGCUGUGCUUUUGCUGCAACAUGUCAGUAUCUCAUCCUUUGCUAAAACAGUUAAAAGGAAAUAUCUAUGAUCUUAGAAAGCAUCUCAAUAAAGAAGAGAUUCAAGAUUUUCAUCCAAACCUUUUACCCUUAUGUCAAACCUUGGAAGAAAUUUUCAGGAAAGGAUUAAAAACUUCAACGAGUACUCCUUUUGGGGUAAUGAAAAAGGAUUACUGGUUUUGGAUACAUCAUUUAUAUGAACAUAAUGAGAAAUACUGUGUUCCAUUUAACCUGGUGGAUACUAUUGAAAGUGUAGAAAACAGUAAAAAGGUUCAUACAAAUAUUGGAAAAGGUAGAUUAUUUAUCAGAACAGCUUUAUCAAAAAAGCUUUUACAGUCCUUUUUGGAAUUUUUCUUGAAAGAUGAAGUAUUUGUAUUUUCAAUGUAUGAUCCUGAAACAUCCAUUUUAGGAAAUGAAAUUUUGGCAGAAAUACUUUCAUCACUCUUUCAUGAAGUGAACAAAAUAGAUUUCAAGCUUGAAUUGAAG
Messenger RNA from Stegodyphus dumicola, 672 nucleotides. RefSeq lists its product as uncharacterized. Gene Ontology annotation, molecular function: protein binding. The record is from RefSeq and is a predicted model, not a curated record. NCBI's taxonomy places the organism in Eukaryota, Metazoa, Arthropoda, Arachnida, Araneae, Eresidae.